Molecule: messenger RNA, 1824 nt
Organism: Daldinia caldariorum
Lineage: Eukaryota; Fungi; Ascomycota; Sordariomycetes; Xylariales; Hypoxylaceae
Product: citrate synthase-like protein
Exons: 4
Coding region: 229-1650 (473 amino acids)
Biological process (GO): carbohydrate metabolic process; citrate metabolic process; tricarboxylic acid cycle
Cellular component (GO): mitochondrial matrix
Source: RefSeq, a predicted model, not a curated record
GAUGCCGGACCCGCUAAAUUUUUCUUCGGGCUUCCCCCAUCCAACCGAGACCGACCCUAGUCCCCGUCACCCAGUCCAAUUAACCAAGGUAAAGGCUAGGUACUUUUCGCUUUUGAGGCAUUUCAUCACUUUUUUUCUAAUCCUUUUUUCACGAAGUCCUGUUUACCAUUUCCCAACUUUCCUACCUAAUACCACUUUAAUUCAAUUCUUCGUGCUGCAUCAUCAGCCAUGGCGACCACCCUCCGUCUAAGCUCAUCCGUCUUUCGAACCACGCUUAGGGCCCCCAGUUUUGCGGCCCGUACCACGGCGUUCAACGCAGCACGAUGCUACUCUUCUUCUAAAAGCCAGACUCUAAAGGAGCGCUUUGCCGAGCUGCUUCCUGAGACGAUCGAGCAGAUCAAGGCUUUAAGAAAAGAGCAUGGCUCCAAGGUCGUCGACAAGGUCACCCUCGACCAGGUCUACGGUGGUGCCCGAGGAAUUAAGGCUCUAGUGUGGGAAGGUUCGGUCCUCGACCCCGAGGAAGGUAUCCGUUUCCGAGGCAAGACAAUUCCCGAGUGCCAGGAGGUCCUCCCCAAGGCUCCCGGCGGCAAGGAGCCCCUCCCCGAAGGUCUUUUCUGGUUGCUUCUGACCGGUGAGGUCCCUACCGAGCAACAGGUUCGCGACCUCUCCGCCGAGUGGGCCGCUCGAUCCGAUGUCCCUAAGUUCGUAGAGGAGCUUAUCGACCGCUGCCCUACCGACCUCCACCCGAUGGCCCAGUUCUCUCUUGCCGUUACUGCGCUUGAGCACACCUCGUCUUUCGCUAAGGCUUACGCCAAGGGUAUUAGCAAGAAAGACUACUGGGGAUACACCUUUGAGGACUCUAUGGACUUGAUUGCCAAGCUCCCCACUAUUGCUGCUCGCAUCUACCAGAACGUUUUCAAGGGCGGCAAGGUUGCGCCGGUUCAGAAGGACAAGGACUACAGUUUCAACUAUGCCAACCAGCUUGGCUUUGGCGAGAACAAGGACUUCAUCGAACUGCUCCGACUAUACCUAACUAUCCACACUGACCACGAAGGUGGUAACGUCAGUGCCCACACUACUCACCUUGUCGGCAGUGCUUUGAGCUCUCCUUUCCUAUCCCUCGCUGCUGGUCUGAACGGUCUUGCUGGUCCUCUCCACGGUCUCGCCAACCAGGAGGUCUUGAACUGGCUCACUGAGAUGAAGAAGGUUAUUGGUGACGACUUAAGCGACGCUAAGAUCACGGAGUACCUAUGGUCCACUCUUAACUCCGGCCGAGUUGUUCCCGGUUACGGCCACGCCGUCCUCCGCAAGACGGACCCCCGAUACACCGCUCAGCGAACAUUUGCCCAAGAGAAGAUGCCCGACGACCCGAUGUUCCAGCUGGUCAGCCAAGUCUACAAGAUCGCCCCCAAGGUCCUGACCGAGCACGGCAAGACCAAGAACCCGUACCCCAACGUCGAUGCCCACUCCGGUGUCCUCCUGCAGCACUACGGCUUGACCGAGGCUAGCUACUACACCGUCCUGUUCGGUGUGUCGCGUGCCAUUGGCGUCCUGCCCCAGCUCAUUAUCGACCGUGCUGUCGGCGCGCCGAUUGAGAGGCCCAAGAGUUUCUCGACUGCCAAGUGGAUCGAGAUCUGCAACAAGCUGUAAGGAAUGAGAGACGCAUUUUUCCUUAUGUCUGAAAAGAGCAUGUUUCACACGGGAAUAGAACGGUCUAUCGAGAGCAGCGGUGUAUCAUGGGAGGAUUUGAAUUAGACAUGCUCCUAGCGAUACCAAAAAGCAGCUGCGCUUGUACAAUAAUAACGUCAUGAUUGAAUUUAUUUG